Messenger RNA from Alternaria arborescens, 1566 nucleotides. RefSeq lists its product as hypothetical. The coding region runs from base 1 to 1566 and encodes 521 amino acids. The transcript has 4 exons. Gene Ontology annotation, cellular component: mitochondrion. Lineage: Eukaryota; Fungi; Ascomycota; Dothideomycetes; Pleosporales; Pleosporaceae. The record is from RefSeq and is a predicted model, not a curated record.
AUGAAUCCUCUGUUCUGCUACACGAACGGACGAUGGCUAUGGAAUGAACGUGAGCAACUGGAGGCCCGAUACCGACGUUUUGACGUGUCUAGUCUUAAGCAAGCGGCUUGCCAAGCCGUCGGUGCACACGAGUGUGUAUCUCUCGAUAAGAUCGGUGAAGGCAACUACAACAAGGCUUAUCGCCUUGAGAUGGACGAUGGCCAAAGGAUCAUCGCAAAAAUUCCACACCCUAACGCUGGCCCACCAAAGCUUACUACGGCAUCGGAAGUGGCAACUAUGGAGUUUGCCCGGACGAUUUUGAACAUACCUGUCCCACGAGUUCUCGCUUGGAGUGCUACCGACCAAAAUCCUGUCCAAGCAGAAUAUAUUAUCAUGGAAGAAGCGAGUGGCUCCCAACUCCACGAGGUUUGGCAGGAUCUUCCACUACGGAAGAAGGUUGACAUUAUUCAUGAGUUCAUAGAUAUUGAGAGGAAACUACUUUCAAUCUCCUCCAACAAAUUAGGGUCAUUAUAUUUCAAAGAUAGUGGUAUCGCAGGAUGCGAGCCGGCUAUCGUUACAAAUGGUCCGCAAGAUGUCGACAGUCACGUGGAAUUCACUUAUUGCAUUGGACCCAUCACUCGAAGAGAAUUCUGGGCGAAGCAACGCAGUGAUAUGCAAUACCAUGGUCCAUGGACAUCUUCUGCAGAAUACCUAAAGUCUAUCGCUCGCCGUGAGAUCGAAUGGAUCAAUGCCUAUGCGGACCCACAGGAACCGAGCAAAACUCCAUGGCAGUACACGAGCCCACAACAGAUGUCUCCGGAGGCUCAUACAGCCCUGUUGGAAAAGUUUCUAGCCACAGUUCCAUAUAUUACUCCUAAGGAUCCAGAGCUUGCCUCUCCUAGACUUUGGCACCCAGACUUCCACGCUGGUAACGUAUACGUCGACGACCAAGCCCGGAUAUCAUGCAUCAUUGACUGGCAGGGAGCCUGGGCUGGCCCGAUGUUUAUCAGUGCCAAUCCCCCAUUGCUUCUAGACUAUGGGAUUGAUACGUUGAUGAAGCUCCCUGAGAAGUUCAAAACACUCGACGAUGCUACGAAGGAUAAGCUCAGAUACCAGGUGUCACAGUCUAUCUUGAUUCACACGUACGAAGAAACCACAGCGGAGAAGAACCCUCUAAUGUAUAAGGUUAUGCGACACCCCCACGGUCAGACCCUCAAGCAAUUGGAAGCUUUUGCUGGCUCUACCUGGGACAACUGUCUCUUUCCUUUUGAAGAAUGUUUAAUUCGCGCUGAAAGGGAGUGGGGUCAUUUUGAUACGAACGAACCAUGUCCGUACCAUUUCUCAUCGGAGGAGAUACGGCAACACGACGAAGAGGUAGACUCUUUCAAUAAGAGCCAAGAAUUGUGGAAAGAGUUACAAGGUGUCUUGACUGAUGAAGGUUAUACGUCGAAGGAAAGUUAUAGUAAGGCUGUCAAUAUACUCAGAUAUUUGCGGGAAAUGGGGCUGGGCAACCUCAAGGGCGAGGGACGACGCGACUUCGACAAAGAGACGCGAUGGGUCGCAGAUCUCGAUGAACACACAACCUAG